This is a messenger RNA of Hipposideros armiger (great roundleaf bat), 3758 nucleotides long. It is a transcript of the gene SEMA3A, whose product is annotated as semaphorin 3A. Gene Ontology annotation, molecular function: neuropilin binding; chemorepellent activity; semaphorin receptor binding. The transcript is spliced from 18 exons. NCBI's taxonomy places the organism in Eukaryota, Metazoa, Chordata, Mammalia, Chiroptera, Hipposideridae. Gene Ontology annotation, biological process: positive regulation of cell migration; neural crest cell migration; negative chemotaxis. The coding region runs from base 428 to 2746 and encodes 772 amino acids. Gene Ontology annotation, cellular component: plasma membrane; glutamatergic synapse; axon. The record is from RefSeq and is a predicted model, not a curated record.
UCUCUCUCUCUCUCUCUCUGUUUCCUUUUCAUUCUGCUUCCCCGGAGCCGAAUGAAGCAGGGAGCAGGAUUAGAGUCUGCCACCGGCUAUAAGAAGAGCCUAGAUAAAAGGAACUGCUUCUUAAGCACCACUGCGGUAGCCCUUGUUAAUUUUUUUUUUCUUCCACACAACAGUUGUGCCUCAUUAUCCGGUGGCUGCUUCGAUUUUUUUCUCUUUUUUUUUUUUGAGGUUUUGAAGUUUCUGUGCUUCAGUGACUGUUACAGAAGAAGAGGUAUUCGUGUUGCGGUGAAGCCUUGAUUGUCUGCAUUUAUGAAUGAAACUGACCUAAAUCACCUGUUACCUCCAGUUUUCAGAUUGUUUGAACUUCUGUGGCCGCACAAUACAGGAGGGGAGGCUGAAGCAGCAUAGGACCUACAGCGUCUUCAGCAUGGGCUGGCACACUAGGAUUGUCUGUCUUUUCUGGGGAGUAUUACUUACAGCAAGAGCAAGCCAUCAAAAUGGGAAGAACAAUGUGCCAAGGCUGAAAUUAUCCUACAAAGAAAUGUUGGAAUCCAACAAUGUUAUCACUUUCAAUGGCUUGGCCAACAGCUCCAGUUAUCAUACCUUCCUUUUGGAUGAGGAACGGAGCAGGCUGUAUGUUGGAGCAAAGGAUCACAUAUUUUCAUUCAACCUGGUUAAUAUCAAGGAUUUUCAAAAGAUUGUGUGGCCAGUGUCUUACACCAGAAGGGACGAAUGCAAGUGGGCUGGGAAAGAUAUUCUGAAAGAAUGUGCUAAUUUCAUCAAGGUGCUUAAGGCUUAUAAUCAGACUCAUUUGUACGCCUGUGGAACUGGGGCUUUUCAUCCAAUUUGCACCUACAUUGAAAUUGGACAUCAUCCUGAGGACAACAUUUUUAAGCUGGAAGACUCCCAUUUUGAAAAUGGCCGUGGAAAGAGUCCAUAUGACCCUAAACUGCUAACAGCAUCUCUUUUAAUAGAUGGAGAAUUAUACUCUGGGACGGCAGCUGAUUUUAUGGGGCGAGACUUUGCUAUCUUCCGAACUCUUGGGCACCACCACCCAAUCAGGACGGAGCAGCAUGACUCCAGGUGGCUCAAUGAUCCAAGGUUCAUUAGUGCCCACCUCAUCCCAGAGAGUGACAACCCUGAAGAUGACAAAGUAUAUUUUUUCUUCCGUGAAAAUGCAAUAGAUGGAGAACACACUGGAAAAGCCACUCAUGCUAGAAUAGGUCAAAUAUGCAAGAAUGACUUUGGGGGGCACAGAAGUCUGGUGAAUAAAUGGACGACCUUCCUCAAAGCUCGUCUCAUUUGCUCAGUGCCAGGUCCAAAUGGCAUUGACACUCAUUUUGAUGAAUUGCAGGAUGUAUUCCUAAUGAAUUCUAAAGAUCCUAAAAAUCCAAUUGUAUAUGGAGUGUUUACAACUUCCAGUAACAUCUUCAAGGGGUCAGCCGUGUGUAUGUACAGCAUGAGUGAUGUGAGAAGAGUGUUCCUCGGUCCAUAUGCUCACAGAGAUGGCCCUAAUUACCAGUGGGUGCCUUACCAAGGAAGAGUCCCCUACCCACGACCAGGAACGUGUCCCAGCAAAACAUUUGGUGGAUUUGACUCUACAAAAGACCUUCCCGAUGAUGUUAUAACAUUUGCACGAAGCCAUCCAGCCAUGUACAAUCCAGUGUUCCCUAUAAAUAACCGUCCAGUAAUGAUCAAAACAGACGUAAAUUAUCAGUUUACACAGAUUGUAGUGGACCGAGUGGAUGCAGAAGAUGGCCAGUAUGAUGUCAUGUUCAUCGGAACAGAUGUUGGAACAGUUCUUAAAGUAGUUUCAAUUCCUAAGGAGACUUGGCACGAUUUAGAAGAAGUUCUGCUGGAAGAAAUGACAGUUUUUCGGGAACCAACUACUAUUUCAGCAAUGGAGCUUUCCACUAAGCAGCAACAACUAUAUAUCGGCUCCAUGGCGGGGGUCGCCCAGCUCCCGUUACACAGAUGUGAUAUUUACGGCAAAGCCUGUGCUGAGUGCUGCCUCGCCCGAGACCCUUACUGUGCCUGGGAUGGCUUUUCAUGCUCGCGCUAUUUUCCUACUGCAAAGAGACGCACAAGACGACAAGAUAUAAGAAAUGGAGACCCACUAACUCACUGUUCAGACUUACAACACCAUGGUAAUCACCAUGGCCAUAGCCUUGAAGAAAGAAUCAUCUAUGGAGUAGAAAAUAGUAGCACGUUCCUGGAAUGCAGCCCCAAAUCACAGCGAGCUCUGGUCUAUUGGCAAUUCCAGAGGCGAAAUGAAGAGCGAAAAGAAGAGAUUCGAGUGGAUGAUCAUAUCAUCAGAACUGAGCAAGGUCUUCUCCUGCGCAGCCUACAGCGGAAGGAUUCAGGCAAUUACCUGUGUCAUGCCGUGGAACACGGGUUCAUGCAGACUCUCCUUAAAGUGACCCUGGAAGUCAUUGACACGGAGCAUUUGGAAGAACUUCUUCAUAAAGAUGAUGACGUAGAUGGCUCCAAGACCAAAGAAAUGUCCCACAGCAUGACCCCUAGCCAGAAGGUCUGGUACAGAGACUUCAUGCAGCUCAUCAACCACCCCAACCUGAACACGAUGGAUGACUUCUGUGAACAAGUUUGGAAAAGGGACCGAAAACAACGUCGGCAAAGGCCAGGACAUGCCCAAGGGAACAGUAACAAAUGGAAGCACUUACAGGAAAACAAGAAAGGUAGAAACAGGAGGACCCACGAAUUUGAGAGGGCACCCAGGAGUGUCUGAGCUGCGUUACCUCUAGAAACCUCAAACAAGUAGAAACUUGCCUAAGACAAUAACUGGAAAAAAAUGCAAUAUACAUGAACUUUUUUCAUGGCAUUAUGUGGAUGUUUACAAUGGUGGGAAAUGCAACUGAGUCCCACCAAUUAUAAAUUAAGUCCAUGAGUAACUUUCCUAACAGGCUUUCUUCCUAAUACCAACAUGUAAUUGAGGUCAGGUGAAUGCAGACGUUCACUUUAGCAGACUUAAUGUUUCCUAUGGGAUUUCAUUGUACAGGUUUCACUUUCUUCUUUGCCUGAGAAAUAAAAACGUCAUUUGCCAUAUUGCCAUUUAAGAAGAAAAAUUGCAUCAGCAAAGCCAUUAUUGAACUAAAACUUUAAAAUAAACUGCAUGGAUUUAGUAAGCUGAUGAAUAUUCCAAAACGUAGUUGGAUUCAAGGAUAUUUUUUUGUCUACCAGCACUUGUGUUUAUAUGUACUGGAGGAGUAAGAUGAUACUGAAUGAAAUGGUCUGUGGAAAUAUAAAAACAUAAACCAUCCAUCAUCCAGAAGAAAAAUGGAAUACACUGAUCUACUACUGAUGUCUUCUUUCAGCUUUGAUCUAAAGAUGUAUUUUAUUAAAACUAUAAUUUAAAUGUACCAUGACAAAUAUGCAGUAAAAUUUAGCUCUUUUCUAAGCUAGAGUAGGUUUUUGUCUUACAAUAAUUGCGCUAUAUAGUUUUUGUUUUAAAAAUUCCAAUUGUGUGCUGCUUUUUUUUCAACAUUUUGUUUGCAGUUCUGCAAGAGGGAUAGCUGAUACUGUUUUAGAAACAUAUGUACAUCAUUAACAGUUAAUUCCUAAAACCCAGAUGUAAAUUAUGCUUUAUGUCUCUGAGGAUUUCAGGCAACUAACACCUCCCCUUCUUUAAGUAUUAUCUAAAAUAAUGUUAACCUGCAAAUGUUCUUAGAAAAACAAAGCAUUUAACCAGCAAAAAAAGGAAAAGAAACAAAUUGAUUUAUUAAAUGCAUUUUGUUGUACCU